CGACGAGUUGUUCUCUGUUCAAAAGGCUGUUUGUCGUUGUUUGUUUCAGUUCAGUUAUUCAUCGUUGCUGUUCUUCUCCAAACCUAUUGAAAUGUGGUCGACAUCCAUUGUGAUAUUGAUCGUUUCCAGCGUAAUUACCUGCUAUGGACAACACUCUACGCCGAUCGUUAACAUCCAAGGGCUGGGAAACGUUCAGGGAUCGGUUGGACAUACAUCAUGGACGAACAGGACGAUCUACAGCUUUCAAGGUAUUCCGUAUGGUCAAGCCCCGAUUGGAGAUUUGCGGUUUAGACCUACAGUGAAGGUCGGUGCCUGGAGUGGUACCAAGGAUGCAUCGAAGCCCGGCAUUCGAUGUCCGCAGCUAACUUCGGACAACGUUGACAACGAAGACUGCCUCACCUUAUCAGUGUAUUCCAACAGUUUAGAUACCGUUCACCCGGUGAUGGUGUACAUUCAUGGAGGUUGGUUUUUCGCGGGGGGUGCUGAUGAUUACAAACCGGACUUUCUUCUGGAAUCGGACAUAGUGUUGGUCGUGAUUCAAUACCGGUUGGGACCGCUCGGGUUCCUAAGUGCCAUGAACGCUGAUAUUCCUGGAAAUGUUGGAAUGCUGGACGUUAUAGCUGCAUUGGACUGGGUUCAACAGUACAUAGGGUACUUUGGUGGAAACAGCUCUCAGGUGACGAUCUUUGGUGAAUCUGCUGGAGCGGCUGCCGUUUCCGUAAUGCUUCACAGCCCCUUGGUCCAAAGUCGCAUGGUGCCUUUGUUCCAGAAAGCGAUUCUUCAAUCCGGAUCGGUGUUUGCUCCGUGGGCUAUAAGCGAUGAACCUCUGGAUGGAACCAACGAUAUCGUUAGACGCUUGGGCUGUACGGGAACCAGCAUGGAACAGUGUUUUCGUGGAGCCUCCGUAAGAAGUCUCCUGGAAGCAUUCGCAGCUCAUCGAUCGGAAACCGUUACGAACCGUGGAUAUCCGUAUGUAGCCGGAACAGGCAUUGUAGUCGGAGGUCCCUCGGAGUUGUUUCCCCAGCAUCCCAUAAAUUACCUUGAAAGCUCCAACAAAGACAUUGCCGUCAUGGCUGGCACAACUUCGCAGGAUGGGUUAUUUCUGCUGGACGAGCUGCACCAACUGCAACCACAACUUCUCAAGUCACUGAACAGUUCCCACGAAUUGCUGCACUACGUUCGCACACUGCAUGGAAAGUUUGGUCAUACUAAUCACGAUGGAUCCUUGGAGGCGUAUGCCCUUGGCGAUAACUUCCUGAUGCGAGAAAUCGAUCAGCUGCGAUGGGAGGAUCUUGUGGCAAGUUUGACUGAUAUUUGCGGCAAGCAUGGAAUAAAGGCCCCCGUAGUGACGGAGAUCCAUGCCUUUUCCCGUGUGAAUCCAGGCAACGUGUACCUUUACAGUUUCGACUAUUCCAGUGCGUUGACGAAGAAGAACCUAAAUGUGCCAUUCCCGCAUAAAGGAGCGGUUCACCAUGCCGAAGAUCUCCAGUAUUUGUUCCCGAGGGAGGAGUUGAAUGCGGAUGAUAUCAAGAUGGCGAAGACCAUGGUUCAACUAUGGACGUCGUUUGCCAUUCGAGGGGUCCCCAGUGCGAAGGAUGUCUCAUUCUGGCCACCGGCGGAUCGGCUUUUUGGACCAUACCUGAAGAUCAACACCAAGAGUGAGCAGAGAAAUAACUAUCUCAACGAAUUCACAGCCACUGCGGACAAGUACAGGACGUACGGAGCUGGAAGUCGAAUGACCGGAUCGAUUGGAUCAAUUUUCGCUGUUGUGAUUGUCGGCUUUGCGUCGAAGCUGAGUUUCACUAAGAGGGACACAUCCGACCGUGGAAGUGUCCAUACCCUAAAGAACAGUGGUCUCCAGGAUGACGCCACUGCAACCAACGGUAGUGACGUCGGUGAUUUCGGUGGGUCCGUUGAAAACAUGGCCACGGGCGGCCAGAACGGACCGAGAGUGAAACUCCCACCUCUGGUGGUGAAGUCAGUACCACUCGACAAGGUGGCUCAAGAGAUGGCAACCCUCGGCGUCGCUGCCGAGUACAAGCUGUGCGGGAUUGGCACGAAGAUCAUCCUCCACACCAAAGCGGACUACAACGAAGCUUUGGCUUCGCUGAAGAAUUCCAAAGUGGAAUUUUUCACACACGACAUGCCGGGCGACAAGCCAUUUAGGGUAGUUUUCCUAGGCCUUCCGAAUUUCGAAACGAAGGUGAUCGAAAUUAAAGACCGCUUUUGCACCAAGGACCAUGCCUCCUCCGACUGCCCAGAGGACAGUCCUGAGGUUAUCAAGUGUGUCAACUGUGGCGGUGCUCAUCAGGGCUCUAGCAGUCAGUGCCCCAAACGCGAAGAGUUCAAGCGUAUCCGAAAGGAUGCAUCGACCUCCAACCAACCAGGACAUCGCGGACAGGCAGGCCGUAAUGGCAUAAGUAAGGUUGUGUGUUGUUUUGGUUUGGGUCGAAAACAUCAGAAUCUCUGUUUUGUGUACACAUCUUCGCAUUUUCGCGUUCUUCUGCCCCGAUCAGCACUGACGAUGAGUUUGCAACUUGGUGGCUCAGUGCCGGUUUUCGAUGAAGCUCCUGAGAUUGCACUGCCGAAUUUGGGAACUCUACGUGGUUCGACUGCCGAGAGUGCAUUCACCGGUAGGAAGAUUCUUCAGUUUUUGAGUGUCAAAUAUGGAGAAACUACGGCUGGAGAGUACAGAUUUAAGCCUCCAAGAAAAGCGCUCCCAUGGGAAGGUGUUCGCGAUGUAUCGCGAUAUGGUCUACCGUGUCCUCAGUUGAAGCUGAUUUCGCUGUUCAAUGGAAAGCAGUUCGCUCCCGAUGUCGAAGACUGCUUAACGCUUUCGGUUUAUACAAAUCAGCUAUCCGGCUCAAAACCAGUUAUGUUCUUCAUCCACGGUGGAGGUUUCUACGAGGGAGCCGGUUCGAACCAAACGCCGGAGUUCCUGCUGGAAAAGGACAUCGUCCUGGUUGUAGUCCAAUACCGUCUCGGCCCGCUAGGGUUUCUUUCGACCCGAACCGAAGCCAUUCCCGGCAAUGCCGGUUUGAUGGACAUCAAACUUGCUCUCGAGUGGGUGCGUGAUAACAUCGGUCACUUUGGAGGCGAUGCCGGAAAUGUGACCCUCUUCGGACAAUCCGCAGGCGCGGCUGCCGUUUCGGCGUUGAUGUACAGUCCCAUGGUUCCAGAAAAUUUGUUCCACAAGGUGAUUCUACAAUCUGGGGGAUCAAGUGCCCCUUGGGUGUGGGACAAGGAUCCGGCUGAGCAUGCACGGGAAAUUGCCACCAUCAUGGGUUGCGAUCCCAAUGCUGAUAAGCCCCGGAAGAUCGUGAUGCCUCUGAUGGAGGUCGAACGUUGUAUGCACCAGGUGGACGUGUGGCAUUUGCUGAGAAGCUUCAUCGAACACAAAACGCGGUCCACCGCGGCCAAGGGAUUGGGCGACGUUGGAGGUAAUCGGCUCACCGUGCAGGACUAUCAUGGAUUCUUACCACAAAAGCCUUGGGAGAUGAUCAAAGCGGGGAGGAAUCGUCCUAAUCUACCGAUGAUGGCCGGGGUGGUAAAGCACGAAGGAACAUUCUUGCUUACCUCGAUCUACGAUGGUUUGAAGAACCGAGGAUUGCUGGAUGAUCCCAACUUUGUCAAGUACGGUUUGUUGGAACAGGUGAAUAAGAUUUUGGGAGCUGAAGACCCCAGUGGAUCGUUGGCUGGGUACCAGAUUCGGUCGUUGUUUAGCCAGGAGCAGCUUGCCAGUGGGAAGUUUGAAAAUCUAACCGAUGGGUUAAAUGAUCUUGCAGGAACGAUCCUGGUCAAGGCAGCACUGCUUCGGGAAGCCCAAGCUAACAGUGCCGUAAAUCCGAACGGGACAUUCCUAUACUCGUUUGACUACCGUGGAGAGCAGACUCGGUUUGGUUAUGGAGCGGAUACGUCCCACUAUCCAUUUGAUGGUGGAGUUCACCACUCCAAUGAUUUGCUGUAUUUAUUUCCGUUUCCUCCCGGUGAACCGAAGCUCAAUGAAGGGGAUGCCAAGAUAGCUCGAAAGAUGGUAGAUUUGUGGACUAGUUUUGCUGCCACUGGUGUACCCAGGAGUGAGCUGACCGGAGAUGUCGAGUGGAAGCCGAUGAGUGACUACGCUGGUCCGUACCUUCACAUCGACGAAAGUCUCCGUCUGGGAAGCAACUUUUACGAGGAAUUCACCGUGGCCAGCGACGAGAAACGCCGUUCGUCACUCAAGGGAGCAGAAUGAAAUCCAAACUUUUUUUGUCUUCAUUUUCUCAGGAAUCCAUCAGUGAUCCUGAGAUCCUAAUUAGCGUGUAGACAGAAUAACACGUUUCUCGAUGCUUUAUGCCUUUGUAGAUGUGUGGAAUAAAUGGCACUUUUU
Molecule: messenger RNA, 4369 nt
Organism: Ochlerotatus camptorhynchus
Lineage: Eukaryota; Metazoa; Arthropoda; Insecta; Diptera; Culicidae
Exons: 12
Coding region: 92-4234 (1380 amino acids)
Molecular function (GO): serine hydrolase activity
Source: RefSeq, a predicted model, not a curated record